UUUCCUGGGCGAAGUCGCCGGUUUUCACUUCCUCGAUGCACACAGCUAACAACAUUGCACAAUGAAAAUACUCACUUUAUUGAGCUUAUUUUCCACAUUUUUAUCAUCCAACAGCAUUAAUAUCGAGGAUAACGCAGGGCAGUUCUUCAACAGUGGGCAUACUAACAACUGGGCUGUUCUGGUGUGCACAUCCAGAUUCUGGUUCAAUUAUCGUCAUGUGGCCAAUACUCUGUCCGUCUACAGAAGUGUUAAGAGGCUGGGUAUUCCUGACAGCCAUAUAGUUCUCAUGCUGGCUGAUGACAUGGCUUGUAACCACAGAAACCCCAAACCUGCCACAGUGUUCAGUCACAAGAACAUGGAGCUGAAUGUGUACGGUGACGAUGUGGAGGUGGACUACAGAGGAUAUGAGGUGACAGUGGAGAACUUCCUGCGUGUUUUGACUGGCAGGCUGCCGCCCAGCACUCCCCGCUCCAAACGCCUCCUCUCUGAUGACCGCAGCAACAUCCUCAUCUACCUGACAGGCCAUGGUGGAAAUGGCUUUCUGAAGUUCCAGGACUCCGAGGAGAUUAGUAAUGUGGAACUGGCUGACGCUUUCGAGCAGAUGUGGCAGAAAAGAAGGUACAAUGAGCUGCUCUUCAUCAUUGACACCUGUCAGGGCGCCUCCAUGUAUGAGCGGUUCUACUCUCCAAACCUCAUGGCUCUGGCCAGCAGUCAAGUUGGAGAGGACUCCCUGUCUCACCAGCCAGAUUUGGCCAUUGGAGUCCACUUGAUGGACCGUUACACCUUCUACCUGCUGGAGUUCCUGGAGGACAUCCACCCUGCAAGCAAGGCCAACAUGAAUGACCUGUUCAAAGUAUGUCCCAAGAGUCAGUGUGUGUCCACACCGGGCCACCGCACUGACCUUUUCCUGAGGGACCCAGGAAGUGCUCUCAUCACAGACUUCUUUGGCAGCGUUCGCAAAGUGGAGCUCACCAUGGAGGCCAUCAGCCUGACCGACCCCAUCAAGCAGGAGGAGCAGAAUGCUGUGAAUGGAGAGCUGCAAAGAGCGACAUACUCGUAUGUGGACCAGCUGCCAGUGGCCGAGAUCAUCCAUCAGAAACCAAAGCAGAAAGACUGGCAUCCUCCUGAUGGCUUCAUCCUGGGCCUGUGGACUCUAAUCCUCAUGGUGUUUUUCAAGACGUACGGCAUCAAGCACCUCAAACACAUCUUCUGAGGCCUCUGCAUUUACGCCGCUGGAUAUAUGAGGACACGGAGCUGCAGAUAGGAGCUUUUACCGAAGGGAUAUUAGAGGAAAGGUGCGGUUUGUGACAGGCUUAUUUUCCCGAAAAUGGAAAGGAGAUGUAUGGCACCAUAACUGCUUGGCCAGGAACUGUGUGAUGCAAUUGGUGCCUCUUUUUUUCUUCUUCUUUCUUUUGGAUGAUUGCUCUCUACCGAUGAAAUGUUUGUGCACUACUGCAGAUGUGACGAAAAAGAACGGACAAAUACUUGAAAGAUAUGCAAGGCCUCAUCUCUUCACAGGCCUACCACAAGCAGGAGUGUGUUAAUUUUUAAGUGUUUGAUGUGUCUAUUGACAAGAACUCAUAUUUAUUUAUUUUUGCCUCAAAAGUUCUGUUUUGUCAAGCCAUUCCGUAAUUGCGUUGAUUUGGUUAAAAAUGCACUGAAUUGCGUCCACAGAUAAGAAUUUAAUUUAUUUUCAAGAGCGCGCUACUUUGCAUAUUUCAGCAGCAGCAGCAGCCUUUUUGUUUAAGUGCUACUCAGAACGUCUGCUCGGUCACAGAAAGGAAAGUGUGGAAAGAGGGCAGGCUGAUUGGCUGUGAGUGGGCUGUGAAGAGAUUACUAUUUAAUGUCUCCCUUGUCCAUAUACAUUACACCCCUUGACCGUCAUAUCACGCUUGUGAAGGAUAACAAUCGCGCAUAAUCCCAUCUCGCAUGAUGGACCCAUCCACUUUCCCAUUCACCAAAUUGCCCUCCCUGUGGAAACAUCCAUUAGCUCCCCAGCCGUGUACUCCACUGAUUGUAUUCUGGGUGAUGGACAGCUAUUUCCCCGGCCAUUCCACGUCUCGCGCUACAGCAGCGAUAAGUGAGUGAUAACCUAGUAAGCCGCCGGCCGUCCCAAAUGAAUCUCCUCUGUGCUGGGACGUGUUUUCCUCCAUUUUUUUCCCCCCACCUCCCUUUCCUUGCAUGUAUAACCACUCUGCAUUAGGCUUAUUGUUGGUGGGAGUGACUGAUGUUCAAAGCAUAUGGAUCGAACCUGCGGUACUUUAUCUUUGCUCCUUGGCACGAGGACCCGCCCAUCGGGUGCCCGCUGCCACUCUCCCUUGCGGCUGAAGUGGAAAAUAGAUGGAGUUGGAAAUGAAACCAUAUGUAUCGGAAGGCAGCUGCUGUGUCAGCCACCAAGUACCUUUUCUUAUACAUUAUUUAUGCAACGCUUAUUUCUUCUUCCUUCUUCCUCCCCGUUUCUCAUUUCCUGUAAUCUUAUUCCUCCUGUUCACCUUUCAGAGAGAGCAAGCUCAUUUUGAUACCCCGAUUAAAGAUGAAACACUGAAUCAAA
Centropristis striata (black sea bass) is the source of this 2551-nucleotide messenger RNA. It is a transcript of the gene pigk, whose product is annotated as phosphatidylinositol glycan anchor biosynthesis, class K. Lineage: Eukaryota; Metazoa; Chordata; Actinopteri; Perciformes; Serranidae. Gene Ontology annotation, molecular function: GPI-anchor transamidase activity. The record is from RefSeq and is a predicted model, not a curated record. Gene Ontology annotation, cellular component: GPI-anchor transamidase complex. The coding region runs from base 62 to 1213 and encodes 383 amino acids. Gene Ontology annotation, biological process: attachment of GPI anchor to protein; proteolysis; protein localization to cell surface. The transcript is spliced from 11 exons.